This is a messenger RNA of Nezara viridula (southern green stink bug), 2733 nucleotides long. The record is from the annotation of a GenBank genome assembly. NCBI's taxonomy places the organism in Eukaryota, Metazoa, Arthropoda, Insecta, Hemiptera, Pentatomidae.
CGGCUUCAAGGUGAUAAGGUUAGAUCGUUUCCUACCAGGUGUUUUAAUAUAUUUUUAUAUAAGUGUUGAGUAAAUUGUAAUUAACCGUAUAGUUUGUUUGCCCAAUAUAGAAUCAACGAAAUAAUUCCAUUUUGUAUUUCUGUGAUAUGAAACUUUUUAAAUCAGUGAGAGAGGGAAAACUCCCACAAGUAUUUCCUACGUCAUGUGUAUAACGGAGCGUUAACUGUCCAAUCAGGCUGCUCCACGAGAAGUUGCCACGUUAAAAGAUAUCUUCGGUUCAGAGAACUUCAUUCUUGUUAGCGUCUUCUCCCGGUUCAGUGCUUUAGCAUGUUUAUUGGCACGUUCGUCUUGUUUUUAAUAUGCGGAAGCGUAUUCUGCUCCUUGAAAGAAGAAGAAGGCGUUCUUGUCUUGGACAAGAACAAUUUCAAAAAUGCCAUCACUAGCCAUGACUAUGUUCUUGUCGAAUUCUAUGCACCUUGGUGUGGACACUGCAAAGCUCUUGCCCCUGAAUAUGCAAAAGCUGCUUCUAAACUAAAAGACUUAGGAUCCCCUAUCAAACUUGCCAAAGUCGAUGCGACAGAAGAAACUGAACUUGCUGAGAAACAUGGUGUCCGAGGAUACCCUACUCUUAAAUUCUUCAAAAAGGGGUCCCCAGUAGAUUAUUCUGGUGGGCGACAGGCUGAUGACAUUGUUAGUUGGGUUACCAAGAAGUCAGGUCCACCUGCUAAAUCGUUGUCUGGUGUAAGUGAAGUCAAGGAAUUUGUCGAGCAAGGUGGAAAUGUAGUUGUUCUUGGUCUGUUCAAGAAUCAAGAGAGUGAUGCUGCCAAGCAGUUUAUUUCAGUUGCUUCUUCAAUUGAUGAAAGUCCAUUUGGAAUAUCAUCUGAUCCUGAAGUUCUUAAAGAAUAUGGAUCUGAAGAUGGGGAAGGAAAAGUCAUUGUCUUUAAAUCGUUUGAUGAUGGAAAAGCCGAAAUCGAACAUGACAAGAUGGGAGAUAACGACAAUCUUAGAAACUUUAUUCUUUCUGAAUCUCUUCCUCUGCUCAUUGAAUUCAACCAUGAAAGUGCUCAAAAGAUCUUCGGUGGUGGCAUCAAAUCUCAUCUGUUGUUCUUCUUGUCUAAGAAGCAAGGACAUCUUGACCAACUUCUUCCACCUUUGAAACCACUUGCUAGGCAGUUCAAGAGCAACCUCCUCUUUGUGACAAUUGACGUUGAUGAGCCUGAUCACAACAGGAUAAUGGAAUAUUUCGGAAUCUCUGCCACUCUGGUACCAACUAUGAGGAUCAUCCGUCUCGAAGAAGACAUGCUCAAAUACAAACCAGACAGUGAUGAUUUGUCUGCUGAUAAUGUUAAAGGAUUUGUCCAGUCUUAUAUUGAUGGAACUCUCAAGGAACACCUCCUCUCGCAACCUGUUCCAGAAGAUUGGGACAAACAGCCAGUUAAGGUAUUAGUUGCUACCAACUUUGAUGAAGUCGUCUUUGACAAGGAGAAGCAUGUUCUUGUUGAAUUUUAUGCACCAUGGUGUGGUCAUUGUAAGCAGCUUGCUCCUAUUUAUGAUCAGCUGGGAGAAGCUUUCAAAGAUAGAGAUGAUGUCGUUAUUGCCAAAAUCGAUGCUACUGCCAAUGAAUUGGAACAUACUAAGAUCAGCUCAUUCCCAACUAUCAAAUUGUACAAAAAAGGAGAUAAUGAAGUCGUUGAUUAUAACGCUGACAGAACAUUAGAGGGAAUGACUAAAUUCAUCGAGUCCGGAGGAGAGUAUGGAAAAGGUGUCAAGGAAGAAGACGAACCUAAGGAGGAAGAAGAAGAGGAAGAGGAGAAGGGAGAUUUACCUACAAAGGAUGAAUUGUAAAAUGUUGGUAUUAGGAAAGUUUAAUUUAAAAAAGAAAAUAUCUUAAAAUCAUUUUGAUAAUGUUCUCAACUCCAUUCUUUGAGGUCAUUUGGUCUUUGAGAACGUGCAGCUCUUACACUUUUUCACAUAUUGUGUGAUAAAGUUUCCUAAAAUUAUAAUAUAAUUGAGACUGAUAAUGCGUGAGAAACAAUAUAACUAUAGUGAUGCAGUGUUCCAAGAGUGCUAUAUAUAUAAAUAACUUUAUAUUUAAAUUUCCUAAUUGAUAUUGUUCUUAUAGGCUUAAUAAAGUACUGUUAGAUUCCGUUUGUUGCAUUCCUUACUAUUUAAUUUUUUUUUUAAACAAAAUUAACUAAGGAUAUUUUAUUUCCUUUUUUUUAUUUGUAUUUUGGCAGUAUUUAUUUUUAAAAAACACAUCGGAGUUUCUAUUUUAUUAAAAAAAAAAAAGAAAAGAACCUUUUUAAUUACUAGUUAGUAGACAUUAGCUGACUAAUAUAUAUGUGUACAAAGAAUUUAAUUGUAAACUAUUCAUCACAUUUUUUUAUUGUAAUAUUGUAAACCAAAUUUAUACAAUCUUCCUUCUUUUUUUUUUAUGUUUUUCUAUUGUUGGAUUUUUCAGAAAAUAAUUUUGUUGUAAAUUUAUUAUUUUAAUAAACUGUUAUUAAGUAUGAAAUGUUUGUAAAACUCUGCUAGAUGCAUUUGUUGUUCAACUUGAAUUUUAUGUUAGAUUAAUUCAAUCAUUUAUAAGAACAGAUGACUCAAUUGUAUAUUUAUAACGUUUGUCUGUGAUUUGCAAUCUAAAUGUUCAUAAAACUGUCAACGAUAAGCUCUUUUAAUUGGCGUAUGAACUACUAACUUUAUAAAAUACAUGAUAAUUUCUCUAAUUGUGUC